Acomys russatus (golden spiny mouse) is the source of this 886-nucleotide messenger RNA. RefSeq names its product leucine rich single-pass membrane protein 1 (gene Lsmem1). The transcript is spliced from 4 exons. The record is from RefSeq and is a predicted model, not a curated record. Lineage: Eukaryota; Metazoa; Chordata; Mammalia; Rodentia; Muridae. Bases 476 to 862 code for a protein of 128 amino acids.
GUUGGUCAGGAGUGCCUGCACGCCAGCUGUCACAGUGGCAGCUCCUGCCUACUGCAGGUUAUUUAUACACAGGAGCAUACCACAGCAGGAGUGCUAGGAAUGUGCUGUCAGCGGAUGCAGCCACUUCCACUGAAUAAGGACUUUUACCUUCAUCUUAGUAAGAACCACAUCAGUUGUCAGCUGAAGCAAGACUUGGUGGUUUGUUGUUUUAAAGCAAAGUUUCAGCAAUGCAUAUCUACAACUCGUAGGCAUUAUAAGGGAAGCUGAUGCAGGGAAUCUUGCAUCGCUCGGCUAAAUUAACAAUAAAUAAUAGACCACCAAAUAUGUGCUGGGUUUAUGGACUGCAUGUGAGUCCUUUGGAGCAGCAAGAGGAUCAAGAACAAACUACAGAAUUGGUAGAGAGUUUUGCUGUGGUUGCUCCUGAGUAGUUGCCUUUUCCAGGUAGCUGAGCAGUCCAAGCUCACUGUUUUGGACAAUGACUCAUUCCUCCCAGGAUGCUGGAUCUCAUGGCAUCCACGAAGAAGGAAAGCUCUAUGUUGUGGAUUCCAUAAAUGACUUAAACAAACUCAGUCUCUGUCCGACAGAAUCACAACAUCUAUUCUCUUUAGAGGAGAAAAUCCCAAAUGCUGGCACAACCCCAGGGAACGGAAGCCGGGGCCUGUUCUUUGUGGGGCUGCUUCUGGUGUUGACAGUCAGCCUGGCUCUGGUCUUCUUUGCCAUCUUUCUAAUAAUUCAAACAGGAAACAAGAUGGACGACAUGUCAAGAAGAUUGACAGCUGAGGGAAAAGACAUAGAUGAUCUUAAGAAAAUCAACAACAUGAUCGUAAAGCGACUCAACCAACUGGACUCUGGACAGAACUGAAAGAAUUUUUCCCCCCAGGAGUGG